Molecule: messenger RNA, 1530 nt
Organism: Mirounga angustirostris (Northern elephant seal)
Lineage: Eukaryota; Metazoa; Chordata; Mammalia; Carnivora; Phocidae
Product: olfactory receptor 10A4
Biological process (GO): G protein-coupled receptor signaling pathway
Cellular component (GO): membrane
Molecular function (GO): olfactory receptor activity; G protein-coupled receptor activity
Source: RefSeq, a predicted model, not a curated record
CCAUUUGAACCAGCUUUUUGAUUGAACCAUUUGAACAAGAGAGGUGGAGAAUGAGGCCACGGGAGAUUUUCUUUUUAAGGGUAUAAUAGAGGUCUAAAUAACAUAUGGAGACUUCUAACUUCUGAAGCAUGAAUUCCCAAUGAAAUCCUAGGCAGAAGAAUGACGUGGGAAAACUGGACAAUUGUCAAUGAGUUCAUUCUUGUGAGCUUUUCAACCUUGUCCUCUGAGCUACAAGCUCUAUUGUUUCUCCUUUUUUUGACUAUUUACCUGAUUACCCUAAUGGGCAAUGUUCUCAUCAUCCUGGUCACUACAACUGACUCUUCUCUACAAAAUCCUAUGUACUUCUUCCUCAGGAAUUUGUCCUUCCUGGAGAUAGGCUUCAACUUGGUCAUUGUGCCCAAGAUGCUGGGGACUCUGAUCAUCCAAGACACAGCCAUCUCCUUCUUUGGCUGUGCCACUCAGAUGUAUUUCUUCUUCUUCUUUGGGGCUGCUGAGUGCUGCCUCCUGGCCACAAUGGCAUAUGACCGCUAUGUGGCCAUCUGUGACCCUUUGCACUACCCAAUCAUUAUGAGCUGCAGGGCCUGUGCCCAGCUAGCAGCUGCCUGCUGGUUCUCAGGGUUUCCAGUGGCCACUGUGCAAACCACAUGGAUUUUCAGCUUCCCUUUUUGUGGCCCCAACAGAGUGAACCACUUUUUCUGUGACAGCCCACCUGUCAUUGCCCUGGUGUGUGCUGAUACCUCUCUGUUUGAACUGGAGGCUCUGACAGCCACUGUCUUAUUCAUUCUCUUCCCUUUCUUGCUGAUCCUGGGGUCUUAUGUCUGGAUCCUCUCCACUGUCUUCAGGAUGCCCUCAGCUGAGGGGAAACACAAGGCCUUCUCCACCUGCUCCUCCCAACUCCUGGUUGUCUCCGUCUUCUAUAGCACUGCGAUCCUCACAUACUUCCGACCCCGAUCCAGCACCUCUCCUGAGAGCAAGACUCUCUCCUACACAGUGGUGACUCCCAUGUUGAACCCUAUCAUCUACAGCUUAAGGAAUAGUGAAGUGAAGGCUGCACUGAGGCGAAUCAUCCACAGGACCCUGGGCCCUCAGAAACUAUGACUGACUGAGAUGCAAACCAAAGGGGUAGAAUGCAAGGACAAGGGAAAGAAAAAAGAACUGCUCAAAUGGGUUUUGGUCCCUACUCAUUCUAAGAGCCAUGAUAUACACCCCAGGAUUUUGGACUUCACAAGUACCUGUUUCUGAAUGAAAGAACAUGAGUGAUGAAGGAGAACUUCUGUAGGCCCAGGAUUCUGUAGGACUGUGGGACCAACAUAUCUGAGGAUGCUGCUAGUUUACACAGAUUGGGAGCUAAUGUGAAGGUUGACAAUUGUAGUGACAAUACUACAAUUUGCCAUUCUUUACUUGUUUUAACUUUUCUUGAACUUCUUCAUCCAUUUUUUUUAUAAUCUCCUGCUUUACAUUUUCUAUUUGUCCAAAAAUUCUCCUGCAACUUUCAAGGAUCUUUUUGCUUACAAGAUAAACUUAUGACAA